Cheilinus undulatus (humphead wrasse) is the source of this 2436-nucleotide messenger RNA. It is a transcript of the gene rfwd3, whose product is annotated as ring finger and WD repeat domain 3. Gene Ontology annotation, cellular component: site of double-strand break; nucleus. The transcript has 13 exons. The coding region runs from base 213 to 2387 and encodes 724 amino acids. The record is from RefSeq and is a predicted model, not a curated record. Gene Ontology annotation, biological process: interstrand cross-link repair; double-strand break repair via homologous recombination; protein ubiquitination. Lineage: Eukaryota; Metazoa; Chordata; Actinopteri; Labriformes; Labridae. Gene Ontology annotation, molecular function: ubiquitin protein ligase activity; protein binding.
AGGAUGGGGCGGGCAAAGUGAACUGGCGCCGGGAGAUUCGAGCCUUCACCGCGGUCAAGACUGUUUUAACGCUCCGCUUAUGUACUGGAGCUGACCCGCACACGCAUAACAUCAACCACAGCUGUUUAAUGUGCAUAGUCGUAGCCAUGUGGUUGCCUUGUUUGAUGCCGCAGAUUGGGAUUAGCAGCUGUUAAUCCUUUACUUCCAUACAGAUGGAGGCCAUGGAGGUGGACUCCCCUGUGGAGCCACAGGAAAGAGGUGGAGGUGGUGAACAGCCGGUUGUUGCAGCAGCAGCAGCAGCAGCAGCAGCUGAGGACGCCAACGUGCCAUACGUCAUAUCAGACUCUGGCAGCAGCACAGAGGUGGAUGAAGAUGACGAUGAGGGAGGACAGACAGCAGCUGCUCCGCCCCGGCUUCCUGCCACCUGGGCAUUCAGUCAAAGAGCAGUGGGCGGAGCUACAGCCACACCUUCAGCAGCUCGGGGGGCACCUAUGCGAAGGAGACUCAGACAGGGUCUCAGGGUGCACUACCCAAGCCAGACUGCAGCGCCCUCCAGAGGCUUCCCAGACUUCCUGCUGCGAGUGCCUGCUGCCAACGUGGCUGAACCAGAAUCGGGCAGCACCACUGAGGUCAGUGAGUCCGACGAAGAAGAGGAGGCAGAGGGAGGUGAAGCGGGAGCACCUGCCGCUGCAGAGUCCGCCAACGCUGUCCCACCUGCAAGUCCUCGCCUCAGUGCCUCCACCCACAACGCACAACCACAGGAAGACGCUUCAACCAGUACUGGUCCAGCUGUCGAUGCUGAGAGAACAGAAGCUUCCAAUCAGAACGUUCAGUCUGCCCCUGGGGCCUCGGCGUCUGUCCAGCCCUCACACACAGAAGAGGUAGGCGAGGGCGACACAUGCUCUAUCUGCUUUGAGGCAUGGACGACGGCGGGCGAUCACAGACUGUCAGCUCUGCGCUGUGGACACGUCUUCGGCUACACCUGCAUCCAGCGCUGGCUGAAGGCUCAGGGCCCGGCCGGCAAGUGUCCACAGUGUAACAAGAAAGCAAAGAAGUCAGACAUCUUCCUGCUGUACACGCCGAAGCUGAGGGCGCUCGACAAUUCGGAGCAAGAGAGCUUAAAGAAGUCUCUGGAGCAGGAGCAGUCUCUGAGGAGGAAAGCUGAACUGGAGUCAGCUCAGUACAAGCUGAAGCUUCAGGUCGUCACAAACCAGUAUGGACAAGCUCAGCAAGAGCUGCAGGAACUGAAAGCUCUGUUAGCACAGGCCGGUAGGAGCUCCCUCCCGUCCUCUUCCUCCUCCUCUGCGUCAACUUCUCUCCUCCUCGGGCCGACUCAGCGGGCUGAUGGCUCCAGGACGGGCCACUACAGCUUCUCGAAGGCCGUGUUGGUGUCUCAGAACGGAGGAUCCAGAGUUUUAUCGUAUUGUGAACCUCUGAGCUGUCUGCUUGCCUCACAGCUCUCUCAGCAUGCCACGCUGGUGCCUGGUUACGGCGUGAAGAAGGUGAGCGUGGUGAACAUGAAGGCGAGUCAGUACGUCCCCAUCCACAGCAAACAGAUCCGAGGUCUAGCCUUUAACAGACAGAACGACAGUCUGCUGCUGUCUGCUGCUCUGGACAACACCCUCAAACUCACCAGCCUGCUGACCAACACAGUGGUUCAGACGUAUAACGCAGGUAAACCGGUGUGGAGCUGCUGCUGGUGCUUGGACAACAGUAACUACGUCUACGCCGGACUGAACAAUGGCUCCGUGCUCGUCUACGAUACCAGAGACACCAGCACACAUGUGCAGGAGCUGCAGCCCCUGCGCUCCAGGUGUCCGGUUGCAUCUCUGUGCUACAUCCCACGUGCGGCGUCCAGCUCUUUCCCCUGUGGCGGACUGAUUGCCGGAUCUCUGGAGGGUGCGUGUUUCUGGGAGCAGGUCAACGAGACCACAUACAGGCCGCACAUCCUCCCCCUGGAGGCUUCUGGCUGCACUGACAUCCAGGUGGAGACAGAGAGCAGACACUGUCUGGUCACCUACAGGCCAGGGCGCUCUAACCCAUCCCUUCGCUGCGUCCUGAUGGCUCUGAACCGAACGCCUCAGCAGGACUCCAGUCAGCUGCCCAGCUGCUCCUGCUCUCCGGUGCAGACGUUCAAUGCCGGGCCAUCCUGCAAACUGCUCACCAAGAAUGCCGUUUUCAAGAGCCCGGACGGGGAGGGGACGCUAGUCUGUGCCGGGGACGAGGCCUCCAACUCCACCAUUGUGUGGGACGCAGGCAGCGGCUCCCUACUGCAGAAGCUCCCAGCCGACCUUCCUGUGUUGGACAUCAGCCCGUUCACGGUGAACGGCGAGCACUUCCUGGCAUCGCUCACGGAGAAGAUGCUGAAAAUCUACAAGUGGGAGUGAAAGAGGAUGACUUAAUCCGUGUCUGAUCCUCCAACCAGAAACUGAAAAC